Molecule: messenger RNA, 2153 nt
Organism: Pelodiscus sinensis (Chinese soft-shelled turtle)
Lineage: Eukaryota; Metazoa; Chordata; Testudines; Trionychidae
Source: RefSeq, a predicted model, not a curated record
GAAAUACCUUUUACUAACCUAGCUUAAAUAUAGAACUAAGAAUAGGCUACAGGUCUCAUGAGAAAAUACCUGAACAUCAAUUGGUUAACACUGCGUGAAGUAUUAUUUGAAACAGGGUUUUGGGAGAGAGAGCAGAAAGAUAUUAAACAAUUCCAUAAGAUGUUUGCAAAAGCAACAAAAAAUUUUGUAAGAGAGACUGACUGUGGCGGUGAUUUGAUCCCUGUAUCUCGCUUGAACGACUCAGAUAAAUUACAGCUUCUGAGCUUAGUAACAAAGAAGAAGAAACUCUGGUGCUGGCAGAAACCAAAGUACCAUUUUUUGACAGUCACGCUGAAUGAUGUGCUUACUGAAGACAAACCUAUAAAACCAGUUGUUUUUGAGUCUGACUUUGUGAAAUACGAGGGAAAGUUUGAAGACUUUGUCAGAGGAAGUAUUGAAACUUCAUUUGGAAAGAUCAACUUGGGUGCUGGAGGAAAAGGCUUUGUAGAAAGUCAAUCUUCAUUUGGAAACCUAAGAAAGCAGGAGGCUGACUUGCAGCAGCUUAUGAAAGAUACCAGGGGAAGAACAAUAAAUCUAAACAGUAAUUUACUGCAACAGAUUCUAGAAAGAAAACAUGAGGUACUAUGUAUCUUGACAGAAAAGAUAGUAACAACGCAAAAGUGUUUGGUGUCUGAACAUAUUCAGACAGAAGAAAAAUGUGGUAGCGUGGUGGGAUUCAGUACAAAAAUUAUAAAGGUUUCCGUGAGCGAAAAUGGGAACGUGAGAAAAGAUUCCAAUGUGGUCUUAGAGAUUCCUGCUCCCACCACUAUUGCCUAUGGGGUAAUUGAACUGCAUAUAAGGCGAGAUGGUCAGUUCGAAUUUUGUCUGCUACAUGAGCAAGAAGGAGGUUUUGAAAGAGAAAAUACAGAAGGCUCAUCUUACCCAUAUUCUUUACCGUUUAGAGACUCUUCCUUUCUCUAUCAGCCAGAUGCUGUCGAUAAUGAGAGGCGCUCUGGAGACAGAAGUAUCAUUCCCAGCAAUGCUUCCCUAAGUGUAUUGAAACAAGAUCUGUUGCUGUUAAAGGUACAAUUCCAACCCUUUGUGAUGCUUCCAGAAGACAAGCAAGGAACUUUAUACAAAAUAUUCUGUGAACUCUUGCAUCGUGAAGAAAUGGUGACAGCACUGAAGGAGGUGUUAGAUAGUAUUUGCACAGGAGAUAAGCCAGAUUUUACAGAACUGAAGGAGCUGAAACCUGCAGAGCAGCAACAUGUAACUGACUUCUUGCAGCUGGUUGGGUACAGCUUGCAGAAUGAGCUGUUGUCUCAAAAAGACCAACUUCUUUCUAAGGAACUCAUCUCAGCCGCUCACAUGCUGAUCAGCGCAGUGGCAGAAUUGUCUGACUGCACACUGGCUCUGCUGCAUGCGUGCUGCGACACACACAUGGUCUCUGCCUUGUGUUGUUUGCCUAAUGUCGCUUCAGCUGAUGGCACUUUGACCUUGAGAGAACCUGCCCUGACCCCUCUCACUGACACAGGAAGAUUUCACAUAGUGCAAAGGCUGUUUGCCUUAGCAAACAUUAACCUCGAAAUGACGGAGUCUUCUGUGAAAGCUGUAACCAUGAAAGCACCUAGCUUCUCCCCAUUCAUUCUUUAUAUUGCAUUGUAUGGCUUUUAUGCCUUAGGUGGGGCUGUCUGAGGAGAACAGGGAAGCCUAGACUAAUAGCCGAACUAAUAGCACUAAUGAUGCAGAUUUGCAGUGCUAUAGGAUCCUGUUAAUUUGAACUCAUUCACCUACUUGCUUAUCGAUGUCAUUGAACUGGCAUAAGUGAACAUAAAAAAUACAAGGGGACUGCAUCCCAGUAUGUUCUUUAUUCAUGUAGAGCCUGGGCUCAGGCUUUUAUUUUGUCACUAAUACUUUACAUUGAUUUAUGGCAUGACUAGCAACUACUCCACCUCCUCUCAUUUACAGUGCUAAGUCUAGUGAUUAGACCUCCCUACAACAACUUAGCAGCAUGCCAUGUUUAAAUUGCACCCUAGGCUGGCUCUUAAAGCAAUGCUUUCAUUUGAUAUGUAUGUAUGUGCUUCACCCUGGCUCAGGCCAGACAGACAUUUGUUAUUACUCGUCUGACCUUCCCCAUGUGGUGGUUUUCAAAUAAAAGUAAACUGUUUAUUCUC